This is a messenger RNA of Olea europaea var. sylvestris, 578 nucleotides long. Its product is annotated as laccase-16-like. The coding region runs from base 1 to 342 and encodes 113 amino acids. Gene Ontology annotation, molecular function: copper ion binding; oxidoreductase activity. Lineage: Eukaryota; Viridiplantae; Streptophyta; Magnoliopsida; Lamiales; Oleaceae. The transcript has 3 exons. The record is from RefSeq and is a predicted model, not a curated record.
AUGGGUUCGGAUGUUGCUGCUAGUAACUUGUUUAUUGUGGCCGACGGCAAUGGUGGAAUGUGGGAUUCGUCGUUACAAGUUCAAUGUUCAGGAAAUUUCAACCCUGACGAAGAUUCCAAGAAAUUCAACCUCGUUGAUCCUGUGGAGAGGAAUACAGUACAAGUACCCUCUGGAGGGUGGGUGGCUAUCAGAUUCACUGCUGACAAUCCAGGAGUCUGGUUUAUGCAUUGCCAUUUAGAAGUGCACACUACAUGGGGACUGAAGAUGGCAUUCUUAGUGGAUAAUGGUAAUGGGCCCAAUGAAUCUCUCCUACCACCACCUAAUGAUCUACCCAAAUGUUGAGAGCCCAAAGCUUCAAGUUUGUACAUUCCAAAAGGUUUUCAUUCGCCAAACAAUAGAGGUGAUGAAGCCUAAAGAAGGAGCCUAAUUCUUUUGCUUAUACUUAGUUGUUUAUCAUGGAUUGUAUGUGUGAUAUAUUUGGUCCGUCAUAUUGAACAAAUUGUUAAUAUUUUAAAUUUGUUUACUACUAGUCAUUUAUGAUCGUUGAUCUCAUGUUUGUCACUUAUGUAUUUAUAAAU